AUGACUGUAUCAUACGAAGUUAAACCAUCUGAUGAAAUUACUGGGGCACCAGAAGUAGACUACUAUACCCCAGAACAACCAGUUCGUGCAGGUACUUUCUAUAGAGAAACCCCAGAUCAAGUUAUCCCAAAGAUUUUCCAACCUUUGAAAAUUGGUAAACUUACUUUACAAAACAGAAUCGGGGUUAGUCCAAUGUGUCAAUAUUCUGCAGAUGAAAACCUUGAGGCUACCCCUUACCAUUUGAUUCAUUACGGUGCAAUGGUUACACGUGGUCCUGGUAUUACUAUUGUGGAAAGUACAGCUGUUUCUCCUGAAGGUCCAUUAUCACCACAUGAUUUAGGUAUUUGGACAGAUGAACAAGCAAGAAAAUUGAAACCAAUUGUUGAUUAUGCUCAUUCUCAAAAACAAUUAAUUGCUAUUCAAAUCAAUCAUGGUGGUAGAAAAGCAUCUGGUCAACCACCAUUCUUACAUUUGGAACAAAUUGCUGAUGAAUCAGUUGGUGGAUUCCCAGAUAAACUCGUUGGUCCAUCACCAAUCCCAUUUAGACCAAACGGGAAUUUCCCAGCUCCAAAUGAAUUGACCAAAGAAGAAAUCAAGCGUAUUGUUAAUGACUUUGGUGAAGCUGCUAGAAGAGCAGUUGAAAUUAGUGGAUUCGAUGUUAUUGAAAUUCAUGGUGCCCAUGGUUAUCUUAUCAAUGAGUUCUAUAGUCCAAUUUCUAACAAGAGAGACGAUGAAUAUGGUGGUAGUUUUGAAAACAGAACCAGAUUCUUAAAAGAAGUCAUUGAUAGUGUCAAAUCCAAGAUCCCAAAGGAUACCCCAGUUUUUCUUAGAAUCUCAGCUGCAGAAAACAGUCCUGAUCCAGAAGCUUGGACCAUUGAAGAUUCCAAAAAAUUAGCUGAUAUCUUAAUUGAAAAGGGAAUUGAUUUAUUAGACGUUUCAUCUGGCGGUAAUGAUUAUAGACAAGCAGCAAGAUCUGGUAUUGCUAAAGAGAAAACAGAACCAAUUCACCUUCCAUUGUCACGUGCUAUCAAAGAACACGUUGGUGAUAAAUUGUUGGUUAGUUCCGUUGGUGGGUAUGAUCAUGAUGCGGAAGAAGAUAACCGAUACUUGGAAGAAGGUGUUUUUGAUUUGGUUUUGAUUGGCAGAGGAUUUUUAAGAGAUCCAGGUUUGGUUUGGAGUUUUGCCGAUAAAUUAAAUGUGAGACUACAUCAAGCUUUGCAAUUAGGUUGGGGGUUCUGGCCUAAUAAACAACAGAUUAUAGAUUUGGUUGAGAGAAGCUCACAGAAUUAG
Messenger RNA from Candida tropicalis MYA-3404, 1290 nucleotides. RefSeq names its product Oye32p (gene OYE32). Bases 1 to 1290 code for a protein of 429 amino acids. NCBI's taxonomy places the organism in Eukaryota, Fungi, Ascomycota, Pichiomycetes, Serinales, Debaryomycetaceae. The transcript has a single exon. The record is from RefSeq and is a predicted model, not a curated record. Gene Ontology annotation, cellular component: intracellular anatomical structure. Gene Ontology annotation, molecular function: NADP binding; NADPH dehydrogenase activity; FMN binding.